UUUCGAUUCAAAUUUAUCUAAGCCUUCGAAGAGAACUUAUCUAAGCCUUCGAAGAUAAAUUUGAAUAUAUUUCGAUUCAAAUUUAUCUAAGCCUUCGAAGAGAACGGAGCUCUGAAUUUCGCUCCGUUGUCUUAUAUAUUUGGCAGUUUAUCGAUAAGUUUAUCAUCAAGUUUACCAUGGCCACAACGGCUAAGCUUAGGAAAGAAAAUCAAGAUCUAAGAAAUGAGUGAUUGGCGGACUGGAAGAAAAGCUGGGAAAACUUACUAAAGAAAUCUCGAGCAAAACUGUCGUAAUGGCCGAACAAGAAGGCAACCAUGCUGCUCAGUCAACUGACAAAGAUAAGUCUAUUGAAUUUAUUAGUGCACGAUACGAUGACAUUAUUCUGUUUAAAAACUACGCGAUCAAAGAAAUUAACGAUAUGAAAAAGCAAAUUAGCGCCAUAUCUAAGAAAUGAGAAGCAAUUGCGACUUCAAUUGAUCAAAUAGAAGACUAUAGUUAUCAAUAUAACAUAAAAAUUGUCGUUAUGCCACAGCAUAAUGAGAAUGAAUCAGCUGAGGAAACGACACAAAUGUGCAUGUCUAAUGCUAUUUGCUGCUCUGGGAGCCGAUGUCUCGAUACAGGAUAUAGAUAUUUCGCAUCGGAUUCCUGCAAGAAGACAAACUAGUCGACCGAAUGCAAUCGUAUGUAAGUUUGUCCGUCGCUUGGCCAAAGAAAGAGUUAUUGCUGCCAGAAAGCGAACAAGCAACAUCAAUCCACAACAACUAGGGUUAUCCCCAGAGGCUCAACUCAGCAACCUUAAUAUUUUCGAACAUCUAUCCCCACGCUUACAAGAACUUUUGUUCGAAGCCAAUAAAUACAAACGUGCAAAUAAUUGCUGGACAAGGAAUAAAGCUAUUUGUCUCCGAAAACCGGAGAAUGACAAUGUUAUCAAACUUGUCAACCUACAAUAACUUAUUGAUUUACGUCAAGGACAAUGCUUGUGACUUUAUUAUUUAGUUUUAAGUUGAUGUAUACUGUAUGAUUGUUCAAUAUUGUAUUAAUGGCUGUCAAUAAUUACUUUAUUGAUACUCAGCCGCCGCUACGCUACCUUUCACCAUUUAGACGAUGCAGCGUUUAGCGCAGUAUUAUUUGAAUAUGAACAUGGUACAUUAACCUUUGAUUUUGAUCGAUUAGAAUCUCUAAUUUUCAAUCCAAUUGAACAUUUGCCUUCUGUUAUGGAAAAUUCUUUUAUCAAUAACCUUGAUCCAGAUAUAAAUUUCAGCGAGCUUAUGCCACCAAACAGUAGCUAUAUGGUUGAAAAUGAAAUUAAUAACCUAUUAAGGGAUUCAUCGGAUUGCUCAGAAAUGUCUUUUCCAGGGACGCCGGAACGAUAAUAGGGCAAAGGGGGGCGGACGCACACCAAGGGCACCUUUACUGAAAAAUUUUUUUUCACUGCAAAAUUUUUUGGCGACCUCCCCCCACCCCCCUCCCCCUGUCGCCAAAAAAAUUGCGGUCAGUAUACCAU
Molecule: messenger RNA, 1504 nt
Organism: Paramuricea clavata
Lineage: Eukaryota; Metazoa; Cnidaria; Anthozoa; Malacalcyonacea; Plexauridae
Source: the annotation of a GenBank genome assembly